Aspergillus candidus is the source of this 1582-nucleotide messenger RNA. RefSeq names its product aldo/keto reductase. Bases 443 to 1582 code for a protein of 379 amino acids. Lineage: Eukaryota; Fungi; Ascomycota; Eurotiomycetes; Eurotiales; Aspergillaceae. The transcript has a single exon. The record is from RefSeq and is a predicted model, not a curated record.
CUGACCUUUCUGGUUUCGCCAAUAACCUCAGCUAUCCCAAUCGAUACUGUUUGGGGGACUACCCCGUACCAGCCUUCUGCUCGAUUGUCAUGACGUAACCCAUGAUUCGUCGCCCCACCUGUGUCAUCCAGUUGCAUUAUUCCGACCUUGUGGUCCUGGAUUCGAAACGCCCAAGGAUUCUACUAUGGUUCAAGUGCUGUUCAAUUCAAAGUCAUUGACGGUGAUAAUGCGUGAUGACGUCGGAGUUACGCGGUGUUUGGGGAGCUCCGAAGACGGAAUCGUAUAUAAGAAGAGAGCUGCGACCAUGUUUGGGGUAUUCGAACUGGACAGCAGCCAAAGGAUCUCCAGUUCGAUCGAUUAAUUCAAGUCCCAAAUCAUUCUUACCUUUUCACCUGACAGUUCAAUCCAAAAACAACCCCUUCAACCGCACGCAGUUUUCAAGAUGUCCACUACCUUUGCACCCGCCCCCGAGCCGCCCACCGAGCUCGGUCGCUACCGCAUCCUCUCUUCGACGGCGGGGGUCCGGGUAUCUCCACUGCAGCUGGGCGCGAUGUCCAUCGGAGACGCAUGGUCGGAAGGGAUGGGAUCGAUGAACAAGGAGUCCUCCUUCGAAUUACUAGAUGCCUACUUCGAAGCGGGCGGAAACUUCAUCGACACAGCCAACAACUACCAGAACGAGCAAUCCGAGGAAUGGCUCGGCGAAUGGAUGACCGCUCGGAAAAACCGCGACCAGAUCGUACUGGCGACCAAGUUCACCAGCGACUACAGGUCUCACGCACUGGGCAAGGGCAAGGCCCCCAACCACUGCGGGAACCACCGCCGCAGUAUGAACGUGAGCGUGCGCGACUCGCUGCGCAAGCUGCAGACCGACUACAUCGACAUCUUGUACCUCCACUGGUGGGACUACACGACCUCCAUUGAGGAGAUCAUGGACAGCCUGCACAUUCUGGUGCAACAGGGCAAGGUGAUGUACCUUGGAAUCUCGGAUUCCCCCGCGUGGGUCGUCAGCGCCGCCAACACCUACGCUCGGGACCACGGGAAGACGCCCUUCAGCAUCUACCAGGGCCGAUGGAACGUUAUGCAACGGGAUUUCGAACGCGAUAUUAUCCCCAUGGCGCGUCACUUCGGGAUGGCUCUGGCCCCGUGGAGCGUGCUGGGCGGUGGCAAGUUCCAGUCGAAGAAAGCCUUGGAGGAGCGAAAGAGGCAGGGCGAGGGGCUACGCAACCUACUCGGAGCAGCGGGGCAGACGGAUGAUGAAUUGCGGAUGAGUGAAGCUCUGUCGAAGGUGGCCGAGGAACACGGCAUCGAGUCCGUGACGGCUGUGGCCCUGGCCUACGUGAUGCACAAGGCCCCCAAUGUCUACCCCCUGGUGGGUGGCCGGAAGGUCAAACACCUCCAGGACAACAUCCUCGCGCUGAGCCUCAAGUUGACCCCCGAGCAAAUCGCCUCCCUGGAGAGCGUCAAGCCGCUGGAUGUGGGAUUCCCGAGUAACUUCAUCGGCGAGGACCCCAACGUGACAGGUCAGGUCACGUGUCAGUUUCUGGCUGCCAACGCCCAGCUUUCAUUUCCGCGGACGCGAUAA